UCAUCAACUCGUUUAUUAUAUAGUUGUAUAUUAACGUGUCUAGCAUUUUGUUUUGCACUAUUUUUGGAGGCAUUCUAUCCCGAAUGGAUUUAUAUGAUAUUUGUUGUAUUCAAACACAGAGAUGAACAACAAAUUGAAAUUAAACACAAAAUAUUUUUGGCACUCAAGAGCACCGGAUUUAUUGUGGGAACGGCAGUUGCUGUCAGCUAUAGAUACCUGAGCCGACAGCUAGUACUGGCCGCAGCAUUUGCUACGAUAGCCAUAUUUUAUACGGUCAUACCGCUGGCCGGAACACCCGAUGCUCUAUAUUUCUUUGGGUUUACUAUUGGUUUUGGUUCCAGUGUUCUACUGUCGGCACUGUAUGUCUGGUCAGUUGAGCUCUGGCGAGGCAGUCGUGUACCGGCCGUUCAAAUAAUACAAUUAGUCUAUAACGUUGGUUACAUCAUAUCGAGUGAUCCGUUAUAUGAGUUUCUAUUGAAACAAGAGAUCAGUUCCGAAAUACGGAUCGAUGAGGACACGGAUGUCAGAACUAGGCUUAUGAAGCCCAGGUGGGCCAUCGGUAUGACUAUGUUGAUCGUACCAAUAAUAUUGAUAGUUUUGUACUUUGUGGCACCGUACAAAAAUAAUACCGGCGCCGAUGAUGAUGAUGAUAAUAAUGACAAACGUAAUGGUCAAGGUGCUAUUAAUUAUGAUAAUAAUGAUGAUGAAAAAAUAUUUGACGAUCUCGACAGCACCGGUAUUAUUGUUCGGGCAUUGUUUGCACUAUUGUUGGCACUGUUCGCCAUUUGUGAGGUAAUGCUAAUCGCCCGGUGCACCGGUUUCUAUGGCAGUUAUCUCAGAUCACUUCCGCUUAACUUAUCUCUGGAUGUGUCAUUGAAAAUGAUUAACACUAUAUUGUAUGUAAUGACUGCCGGUUCGCUUAUCAAUCUACUGUUACCUAUAAUCAGAGUUGAUAUGAAAUACACUGUUGGCGCACAUCUAUUUCUUGUUACUAUCGGAGCCAUACUACAGUUCCCGGGUAGGACAUCCCUAUCGAGUCUAUGGGCAUCAAACGUAUUUCUAGGACUGGGCUAUUCGGGAAUGUUUGCCAAUGUUAUUACAUAUGCCGAACAAUAUAUGUCAAUAACAGAUACAUUAUUUUCACUGUUUUUGUCAAUGAAAGGACUGGUAGGUCUGGUACUGCCGUUCAUAUGUUUCAAAGUACUGGCCGACGACCAGAUCGUUGUCUAUACUGUCGUCCAAUUUCUUUAUGUACCGCUUUCUCUAACAGCAUUUGUGGCCAUUGUUUUACUAGUCUAUAGACAUAGCUAUCAUAGUAGCGAUGAAUAA
Messenger RNA from Oppia nitens, 1329 nucleotides. RefSeq lists its product as uncharacterized. The coding region runs from base 94 to 1329 and encodes 411 amino acids. The transcript has 5 exons. The record is from RefSeq and is a predicted model, not a curated record. NCBI's taxonomy places the organism in Eukaryota, Metazoa, Arthropoda, Arachnida, Sarcoptiformes, Oppiidae.